This is a messenger RNA of Pipra filicauda (Wire-tailed manakin), 561 nucleotides long. Its product is annotated as glycine-rich cell wall structural protein-like. NCBI's taxonomy places the organism in Eukaryota, Metazoa, Chordata, Aves, Passeriformes, Pipridae. The record is from RefSeq and is a predicted model, not a curated record. The transcript has 2 exons. The annotation marks the transcript as partial.
AUGCUCACCUUGCUCACCCGGAUCACCUCCCCUCUACGGGAGUUGGAGCGGCGGGGGCUGGAGCGGCGCAGCGCGGGCUGGAGCGGCGGGAAGGGCAGCGGCGCGGACGCGGGCGGGAGCGGCGGGAAGGGCAGCGGCGCGGACGCGGGCGGGAGCGGCGGGAAGGGCAGCGGCGCGGACGCGGGCGGGAGCGGCGGGAAGGGCAGCGGCGCGGGCGCGGGCGGGAGCGGCGGGAAGGGCAGCGGCGCGGACGCGGGCGGGAGCGGCGGGAAGGGCAGCGGCGCGGACGCGGGCGGGCGCGGCGGGAAGGGCAGCGGCGCGGACGCGGGCGGGAGCGGCGGGAAGGGCAGCGGCGCGGACGCGGGCGGGAGCGGCGGGAAGGGCAGCGGCGCGGACGCGGGCGGGAGCGGCGGGAAGGGCAGCGGCGCGGGCGCGGGCGGGAGCGGCGGGAAGGGCAGCGGCGCGGACGCGGGCGGGAGCGGCGGGAAGGGCAGCGGCGCGGACGCGGGCGGGCGCGGCGGGAAGGGCAGCGGCGCGGACGCGGGCGGGAGCGGCGGGAAG